This is a messenger RNA of Pelagomonas calceolata, 1276 nucleotides long. The record is from the annotation of a GenBank genome assembly. Lineage: Eukaryota; Pelagophyceae; Pelagomonadales; Pelagomonadaceae.
CUUAAGUAUAUACACCAUCGCGGCGGUGCUGGCUCUCGUGGCUCUCCACACAAGCUGCAUCACGCAGACGGUCGCAGUCAGUCCUCAAGACCCACAUUACUGCACUUUCGAGGCCUGCGAUUCGUUAGCGUUCGCGCGACGGCACCCGCGCAUGCGACUGCACUACCUUGCACCAGCCCUCGCAGCGGCGGCGUGCGCGCUGACACCGGCGAGGCUGCGCAGCAAUUUCAGACCGAGGCUGCGCAGCACAAUCAGCAUGUCUACAAAGGAGCCGGGCGUCGUGCUAGGCCUCAACGCUGCCUUCCAGCGCCGCGUCGCGUUCGAGAAACCGCUCGUCAUCGGUGCCGUCAAUCGUGCUGCUGAGAGCGGUGGAGGCGUCGGCGGCAAGGGCCAGGGCGCAUACCUUGCCGCGGCCGCCGCACGACCGGGCAGCGUGGCACUCGCGCAGUUCUACGGCGGCGACGCCGGCGACGCACUUGCAGAAGCGCUGCGAAAACGCGCGUCGGGCGCUGACGAGGCGCUCUGGAUCCGCACGGCCUCGCAGACGAGGAUCUGCACGACGCUUGUUGCCGACGGCAACGCGACGGAGAUCGUGGAGCCGUCCGGAGCGGUCACGGCGACCGAGCUGGACGCGCUGCGCGCGGCGCUCGCGUCGCGGACCGCGCCGGGCCUGCUGGCGGCGGGCUCGCUGCCGCCUGGCGUACCGGCCGAUUUCUACAGCACUUGUGCGGCGGCGACCCUCGCGCAAGGCGGCAAGUUUCUGAUCGACGCCGUCGCGGGACUCGAAGACGCCGUCGCCGCCGCCGCGAGCGUCGGCGCGCGCAUGGUGCUGAAGGUGAACGCCCGCGAGUUACUGUUGGCGGCGGGCGACCCGCUGGCGGCGGGCGCGGCCGAUAGCGUCGACGAUCCGGCCCGAACCGCACAUGCGGCGCGAGCGCUGGCCGCCAAGCUCUCGAGCGACGCGCUCGCCGCCAUCUUGUGGACGGACGGACCGCACCCGGGCGGGGCGCUGGUCGGCGACGCGGUCUACGCGCUCGCCGGCCCUAGCUUGUCCGAGUUCGGGCCCGUCCUGUCGCCGAUUGGAGCAGGCGACACGGUCGCCGGCACCACGUUCGCAAAAUGGCUCGAGAACGACGAUCCGGUGGGCGCCUUCGCCUACGGCCUCGCGUGCGGCGCCGCAUCGUGCCUGACGGCGGAGAACGCAGUCUUCGACGCCGACGUCGCGGCGGCGAUCCACGCCAAGACGGUCGUGACGAAGACGAGCUAGCAAUCUAAA